ACACUAAACUCGUAUUCAUUCACACAGUGUACAGAGAUUGUUAGCUGAAAGAGUAUACUUGAACUUAUCGGUAGGCUACUGCCCCUAUAUUUUCUUCGUCAUGGCUUCUAAGUUCCCAACAAAGAAGAACGGAGAGGUCGAACUUCGUACAAGGAAAGGUCAUGACAUGACAUGGUCAUGUGAUGACCAUGGUGAACCAAUCAAAUUCUACUGCUUAGAACACAAAUUGCCAAUUUGUCAUCCAUGCGCGACCAAAGAUCAUCAGAAACCAUGCAAGCUGAAAAACAUCCAGGAUAUCAUCUCCCAGAGGAGGGAGAAUUUGGAUGACAAAAAACCAAAGAUAGAAGAAACGAAGAAACGACUGAAAACUCUGGUCUCCAAAAUAGAAACCGUUGCGACGUCUGCAAGUAGAAGCAUUGACGCAGUCAAGGACCAAGUGAAGAUGACAUUCGAAGACAAGUUAAAGAGUGUAAGGGAUAAGAAAGUGGGAAUGGUUCGAGAGAUUAACGAAGAGGCAGAUGAGGAAAUUAGAAUGAUUCAUGAGAAAAUGAACAAACGGAUCAAGGAUUGCAACACUGAGAUAGAAAAGGAAGAAAAAAUCAUCAAAGACAAAGAAGCUAAAUUGUUAUCAGAUACAAAGACAAUCAGUGAGGUAGUUACUAAGAAGACAAAUAAUCUCUCUUGUAAAAAUCAGCAUGCAAUAAACACUUUGAUGAAUAUUGAAUCAACCAUCAAACGUGUAAACCAACAUGAUGAAACAUUGGUGAAUGAAGCUCCUCAAGUACUUGCAUCUAUUGAUGAAAAUUUAAGUUUGAAUGUUCAUCAAGAUGUUAGCGAUUGUCUUGACCGAAUACAGAGUGAAGUUGAGAGAGUGAAGUUUGUAGAGAGGGAAGUAGGUGGAGAAUACUAUGGUAGAAUUGGUGGGUAUAUCGGUAAAUGGGAACUUGUCAAGUCAAUCCACAUUCCAUCGGUUGUUAAUAAGCCGCGUGUGUGUGGUUUAGUCAGUGAUGAUGAGAUAUGUGUGCGAGACGAAGAUAACAAUGUCAUGUAUAUUACAAACAUCAACACUCAACACACAGAGAAAGUCAUUGAUGAAGGUGUGUGGAUUACAUCAUGUGCGCCCAUAGACAGUAACGUAAUAGUAUGUGGUAAGGAGAGAGAUGAUUGCACGGAUGACAGGUUGGAUGGAUGCAUCACUCUCUAUGACAGACAAUGGAAGGUGAUUAGAGACAUCAGCAGUAAUAGUGUGUAUGUUGAUGUUGACAAGGAUGGGAUGAUCCUCACUGGUCAGUUCGAUCAGUCUAAUAUCUACAUCAUCAAUCCUGCUGAUGAUAAGAUAGUAAACACUAUUACGAUGCAGGGUAAGGUGGUGUGGGGUGAGAUACAAGCCUUGUCAUCAGGUGAUAUCGUUGUGUGUACAGGUCGUAAUAAAUACACUGUCAUCUCACGAUCAGGAGAAGAGAAGGCUGUCAUACACUGUGAUGGGUCGGACUGGCCACAGUGUCGCGUUGACAAACUGACAGACACACUCUACAUCGCGUACUGGGGUGGAGCGCGUAAUCCCAUCGCAGUUGAUCAGGUGUCACGUGAUGGUAUCAUCCAGGCAAGGAAGAUCGUGGAAUACGAGCAAUCAGAUCGCACUAACUUAUUGAGCCCUUGUCUCGUUACUCCUACUGGUAACUUUAUAGGGUGUGAUGGAAACAAACUUCUUCUCUACAAGAAGACAUUAAUCUUGUAAAUCAUCUAGACUAUCAAAGGAAUCAUAUCGGAUUUGUAAGAGAAAUAUAGACCAGAGAUUUGUUUUCACUUUUACUUCCAUUUCAAUUUACGUCCUUCUAGCUCUAUAUGUACGUGACUACAUUCAUAUACACAUGGCCAUGGUGUGUAUAAUGUUGUAUCGAUCCAUAUCAAAUAGAAAACUGUCGCUAAUGUCCACUCCGUCUAGAUUUAGGUCUGUAAUGAAUGCACUCAGAUCCAAAUAAAUAGUUUACUCGAAACCUGAACAAAAUAAAUGCAAAAUGUGUUAACGAAUUGCCUACUUGAACCAGAUGGUUAUUGUAGAAAAUCUUUUAGAAUGGCUGAAUUCAGAAUUGAACGUGUUAAUAACUGAACUGAUGUUAUUCUCCUAAUAGUGAUCGGAUUAUUCCUCGAUUAAAAUUGCUCUCAGCUUUUAAGGUAUUUGAUUCGAAUCAAUUAAUCAGGACCCCAUUUCAUAAAAAUGUUGACUAUGAUAGCAACUCAUGCUAAAAUGUCAAUUACCAUGACAACAAUAACGAUUCUGGUUCCUGAUUGGCUGAUCCAAUGAAAUUUGAUAUUCAAACUGGAGUUGUUAUCAUAGCCAGGUUUUAUGAAAUGGUACCCUGGUUGAUUUCAUUGUUUUUUUAGUCUGUGGU
This is a messenger RNA of Lytechinus pictus (painted urchin), 2393 nucleotides long. RefSeq lists its product as uncharacterized. The transcript has 2 exons. NCBI's taxonomy places the organism in Eukaryota, Metazoa, Echinodermata, Echinoidea, Temnopleuroida, Toxopneustidae. The coding region runs from base 101 to 1738 and encodes 545 amino acids. The record is from RefSeq and is a predicted model, not a curated record. Gene Ontology annotation, molecular function: zinc ion binding.